Messenger RNA from Diachasmimorpha longicaudata, 3742 nucleotides. It is a transcript of the gene Dnmt3, whose product is annotated as DNA (cytosine-5)-methyltransferase 3B-like. The record is from RefSeq and is a predicted model, not a curated record. Gene Ontology annotation, cellular component: nucleus. NCBI's taxonomy places the organism in Eukaryota, Metazoa, Arthropoda, Insecta, Hymenoptera, Braconidae. Gene Ontology annotation, molecular function: methyltransferase activity. The coding region runs from base 422 to 2914 and encodes 830 amino acids. The transcript has 14 exons.
GCACAUAUGUGAUUAGUCCCAAGUUCGCAUGAUCAUCAAAAGUGUUUCCGCAAAAAAUGAAAGUGUCAUAUUUUUCAAUUAUUAACUAAAUCCAUGAACCUCUCAGGUUUAAUUAAUCCUCCAAUUUUUAAUUUUUCCUCAAAGAUUUAUCGGUUUUCUCCCUUAUUUGAAGAACCCUAUUGUAAUUAAAUAAAUGGGACAGAUCACGUGCAUUUGCGGUCUAUUAUGGCCGUUAUAGUUAUGUGAAUUGCUCCACCUUUUCAUUGUCAACUCCCAGGAUUAGGGCCUGUGUGCGCUCCAUUUUUGUCAUGUGUCGGUGGUACCAUAUCCGAUUAUCUUCCACCAUCGUAUCGAAAUUUAUUUUCGGAAAGAUAUGAACAGACAAUUAAUGUUCAGUUUCUACGAAUAAGAAGGAAAAGCCAUGGAAAUUCCUCAGGGAGUGAGUAAUAGUCGAAGAAGUCGUAAAACUCAAGCGUGGUUGGACGAACAUGGCGAUAAAGGGGACGAUAUCAUAUGCAUUGAGGGUGUGGAUGGACUGGUGACGCGAAAUUUGCUGAAGAAUGCAGAGCGAUUCGAUGAAAAAGACAAUUUAUCAGCGGGAACAUUGAUAUGGGGAUACUGCAGGGGAUGGUGGCCAGCAUUAGUGGUAUCCUCUGAAGACUUGAAAAAUAUUGGAAAUCCCAAGAAAGUAUGGGUUUUUUGGUUGAUCGAUUCAAAAGUGUCUCAGCUAAAGAGGACAUCCCAAGUGAUUAUAUUCUGUAAUGGUGCCAAAGAACGAUUGAUGACAAUCAUGAAUAAAAUGAAAGCUUUCGAUAAUGUGUUUAUGGAAAUUAUGGAGAUUCUCGGAAAUCGAAUAGGAUGCGCUUUUAAAGAGCCUUACAGUGUGUGGAUAGAAAAUUAUUUCGUGACUUUGACAAAUUAUAAGGAGCAUUUGAAGUUCUACCCGUAUCCAUCUCGAGUGAUAGAAUAUUUAGACACGUUCAGAGGAGCCCAUUCACAACCAAUGAAGGUAAUACCUCCAGUGGACCGCAAAAGCUCUGUUAAAAAACACCACCAGCACCCUGACAAACCCCUCAGGCGAGAGAAUCCGAAUCAUUUACAUGUUAAGUAUCAAAAAAUUGGGUUUAUCGUGUGGGCGAAGAUUCCGGGGCAAAUUUGGUGGCCGGCAAUGAUCGUUGAUUUCCGAGACUGUGCAAUGAAGGAACCAAAGGUGGAAUUCCAAUGGGUAAUGUGGUAUGGAGAUUAUACGUUAUCCCAAGUUAAUUACAAAGAUUUCAUGAAAUUCGAUUUGGGGAUUAAAAAAUUUGAGGACAAUAUAAGGGACUCGAAGAGAGAAGUCUACAAGCGAGGAAUUUUGGAGGCUUGCAAGGACUAUUGUACCUUAUUUGGCUGUCAAACAGAUAACUGGAGUAUGAACGAUGUUUUUAAUUGGUUCGGCCAAUGUCGAGACAGUGAUGGGGCCAUUGAAUCAACUCAUCGAUUGCGGAAUCAUUUGAACAGCGAGAAUACUAAAUACUCGUCGAAAAUUCAGAUGGAAUUGCUGAAUCACAUUAGUAAAAGUAGCGAUGCAGCUGUUCGAGAGCAUAAACUUCAAAAUUCUGGGAUAUCAUGUGCAAUUAGUUCGGACUCUGCAGACAUUCAAAAAUCGGUUUGCAUCAUGUGUCUAGAGGUGAGGAAAGGAAAGAUGCAUGAACAUCCAUUUUUCGACGCAUUGUUAUGUGCAAAUUGUUUGAUCCAUCACAAAUCAACAGUAUUUGCCUAUGAUGAUGAUGGAAAAUGUUUCUUCUGUGCUAUCUGCACUAUUUCGGAUACAGUAAUCGUAUGUGAUAAUAGCGAAUGCUGCAGAGCAUACUGCACUGCCUGUUUGAAGUAUUUAAUCGCUCCUACUUCUUAUGAUGGAAUCCUUAAAAAUCAACUGUGGAGUUGUAUUCUCUGCAGAGAAUUAUCCAAUUCACCGAUAAAACCCAGAGCCGACUGGAAGAUUAAAAUUCAGAGAAUGUUCUCCAUUAAUCGUUAUCCUGUUUCCCACUACCUUCAAUAUUAUGAAAAACCGAAGAAGAGGAUUCGAGUUUUAUCUCUAUUCGAUGGCAUCAGCACUGGUCUAUUGGGACUGCAACGUCUCGGCUUCGAAGUCGAGGCUUAUUUCGCCAGUGAAGUAGAUCCAGAUGCCGAAACAGUGAGCAAAGUUCACUUCGGUACGACAGUAACACGUUUGGGAGACGUCAGGAAUAUCACCGUGGAGAUCUUGAAUGAAUUACUGCCUAUUGAUUUGCUGAUCGGAGGUUCGCCCUGCAAUGAUUUAAGUUUGGUCAAUCCAAAACGUCGAGGACUGCACGAUCCUAGGGGUACGGGAAUUCUUUUCUUCGAAUACUGUCGAAUUAAAAAUCUAAUUGCGAAGGGAGAUGACAGAAAUCUGUUCUGGUUGUACGAAAAUGUUGCGUCGAUGCCGGAUGAGUACAAGAAGGAGAUAAAUACGAAGUUGGGGUGCGAACCUGAUCUCAUCGACUCUGCAGAAUUUUCCCCUCAGCACAGACCGCGUUAUUACUGGACGAACAUCCCCUUGGCUCAUUACACCCCUUCGGGCAUCGAUCUUCAAGAUGUCCUGAUACCGAACCUCAAUCGACAUGCUUUAGUCAAAAAAAUUCGUACUGUAACUACGCAAUUAAAGUCCUUGAAACAGGGCUCGAGGGCCAUGAAGCCAGUCAUAAUGGAUGAAGCAUACGAUUGUCUGUGGACAACGGAAUUGGAGGAAAUCUUUGGAUUACCACGACAUUACACCGACGUGAAGAAUCUAAGCGCAACCAAGCGACAGAAAUUGAUAGGUCAAGCUUGGUGUGUGAGAACUAUUUGCGAGAUUUUAAAGCCCUUGAGAAAUUAUUUUGUAUUGAAUGACGAUCCUAAUCUAUCAAUCUGAAUAAAGUGAAAAUUCAUUGCUUUCUGAACUGAUGAAAAAAAUUUAAUUAAAAACGAGUGUUCCAAAGCUGAACGAGUGUCUGAUAUUCAAGUGAAAAUCAUUAAAAAAAAUAAGGGUCAUUGGUAUUCUCAGGGCUCCACUAUGCUUGCAGGUGUGCUGCAGGUUCCAUCCGUCGCAUACAGAGCUUAUGAUGCAUAUUAUUUAUUUAACAAUAACUGAGAAACUAACAAAAAAAUUUAGGCUCAGUACAAAUGGGUACAAACCUAGUACAAACAGCAGAAUUAGUUUAUUUUUCAAAAACCAAUCACCUCUCGGCUAUUUACAGACCAGUUUUUUGUCGCCUCUUGAAUAACUUCAUACAAAUUUAUACCCACAAAAUCCGUCUGAACUACUACUGAGGAGUUACCGACUCAGCCAGGUUCCCAGGAUGUUCCUGUGGCGCCUUCUCUGUUCUGGGGUUAAGUACUACUUUACUGCUGAUGUCAGUCGAACUCCCAGAACCCCCAGAACUGAGCCUCUGCUUUAACCCAUCCUCUUUGCAUCAAUCCAACGGUAUUUUCAAUGAUCUAAUUUCAAUUUCUGACACAAAGUGUCACAUUGCAUGAAAUUCACGAGCUCAUUUAAAAAAAUGAAGGACACUAGUACCUCCAAUCACCAGACACUGAAACGUUGCACAAUCAUGACAGAGAUUCAACAAGUGGAGGACAGUCUGAAGGACUCCUUGCACAGGGUCGACGUGAUCGAAAGGAAGUUGGAAACUCGACUUUUAACGACUGAGAGUCGAGAAAGACUGGAACGUGAGCUGGAGCUAGUGAAGGGGGUUCUGAA